AUGCGAGAAAUCCCUCCCGGUUUUCAUCAGAAAUCGUGUAAAGAGCAUCAAAACCAAUGCACCAUCAGCGACACUACACUAUAUACCUGGAGAUCAAACCCGGCAAGUGUUGGAAGUCGAGAUAUGCCAGUUGAGGACCUGUUAAGUUCAGAAUUAAGGUUCGCUGGUCCCGCUUUUCUUCGUGACUCUGAAGAAAAAUGGCCAGAAGACACUAGUCAUCUCACAACUACUGAUGACGACGAACAAGAAGAAGUUUCCUCUCAUCAGAAACUACGACUUCACACAUACUACUGUUUCAAGAAGAACGAUUCAACUCCUGGACGAGACUUCUCAACACUAUAG
Necator americanus (New World hookworm) is the source of this 342-nucleotide messenger RNA. RefSeq lists its product as uncharacterized. The transcript has a single exon. The record is from RefSeq and is a predicted model, not a curated record. Lineage: Eukaryota; Metazoa; Nematoda; Chromadorea; Rhabditida; Ancylostomatidae. Bases 1 to 342 code for a protein of 113 amino acids.